Molecule: messenger RNA, 2163 nt
Organism: Rubroshorea leprosula
Lineage: Eukaryota; Viridiplantae; Streptophyta; Magnoliopsida; Malvales; Dipterocarpaceae
Source: the annotation of a GenBank genome assembly
ACUCUUUAUGCUUUGACAAUUUUGUAAUGGCAAUACAUAGUGAUUCAAGUAAUACUGCAAUUGUUCCUUUUGUUCUUAAACAAGAUAAUUGUGAAGAUUGGAGAAUUUACGUUGAAGACUAUCUAUUAGCUCAAGAUCUUCGGGGCAUCCUCGAAUCUAGGAAAAAUAUUUGAUUUGGUUUCUUCUUCGGAUGGUGUAGGAAAUUGGAGGAAAAAGAAUGGUGCAGCUCUACAUGUAAUUCAUACUACAUUGUCGGUAGAAAUUUUUGUUCAAAUAAAGAAAUCAGUUCAGCAAAAGUUGUUUGGAAUAAAUUAGCCAAAAUGCAUCAACAGGGGCAAUCUAAAUCGGAACCAGAAAUUGGUGUGGAGGGAUCAGAUGGAAAAGAAGAUGAGAUAACUGAAAUGAUUCAUUGUGAGGGGUUAGAUGGGGAAGAAGAUGUGAUAACUGAGGAUUUUCGCAUUGUGGAAUUGGGAAAGAGCAUUCGCAAAGGAGAUUGGAAUGCUGUUAAGCAGUUUUUUGUUUUUGACAAGCAUCCACUAGAUACAAUAAUUGAAGGCUACACUGCUCUUCAUUUUGCAAUACUGGCCGGGAAAUAUGAGAUUGCCGAGGAGUUGAUAAUGAUGAUGUCGGAAACAGAUCUGGAAAGAAAGACUGCGUGGAACGUUGGUGGUCACACUGCUCUUACCUUGGUUGCAACGACGGGAAUAACACACUUGGCAAGAUGUUUGGUCGGAAGGAACCGCAGUUUACUUAGAAUUGGAAAUGAUCAAGGCCAUAUCCCAGUGACUGCUGCAUGUGCUGUGGGCCACAAGGAGAUGACAUACUACCUUUAUUCUGUCACCCCACCCGAAGUCUUCCUACCACAAAAUGGCAGACAUGGAUCCGAUCUCAUGUGGGCGGGCAUAGAUAACAAAAUUUUCGUUAAAGAAAUUUAUGAUUUGAAGUUGACGCAUCUACGUGUCCGUGAGAUUCUUCGAUUUAUGUGUGACUAUAUUUCAACAUUAAAAGUUAAAUCUCUUUUGAAUUGUGGAGUGGUUGACGCGAUGUUUGAAGCUACCAAGCAGGGCAUUGUUGAAUUCGUCGUUGAGCUAUUGAAAGUAAGCCAACCAUUCAUUUUCCGUGAUAAUGAUGGCAGACACGUUUUCAUGAUAGCAAUCGAAUAUCGUCAAGAAAACAUUUUCAGCCUCCUAUAUGGCAUUCAUGGGGGAUGGAAAGCCUAUAUUCUUAAUCAGACAGAUGGAGACGGGAAUAAUAUGUUACAUCUGGCAGGGGAGCUAGCUCCUUCCUCUCAACUUGACCGAUUCUCCAGCCCUGCAUUGCAGAUGCAAACAGAACUACAAUGGUUUAAGGAGGUGGAAAGAAUUGUUCCAGAAUGGUGCAAAGAAUCUAAAAAUAAGAAUGGUCAAACCCCUUACGAAUUACUUUCAAGGAGCCAUGCGGAAUUAGUGAGAGCGUGCGAAAGAUGGAUCGGGGACGCAGCAAGUUCUUUUACUCUUGUUAGUACUCUAAUUAUGACGAUCACGUUUGCUGCAGUCAUCACUCUUCCAGGCGGCAAUGCUCAAGAUGGGUUUCCCAAUUUUUUGCAGAAAAGAUCAUUUAUGACGUUUAUAGUAUCUGAUGCGAUUUCCUUCAUUACUGCAUUAACUUCGGUCUUAGUGUUUUGGAGAUUCCUAUUAUCGCCCGUCUCCCACGGAGAUGGUAGCGUGUUCUCAUCCAAGAAGUUGAUCAUUCUCCUCUCCAUUAGUCUUAUUUCUGCUGCAGCAAUGACGGUUAGCUUUUCUGCUGCUCUUUUGAUUAUACUACAACAUCGACGGUGGGCAAUCAUUCCCAUAAUUGUGAUGGCUUGCAUUCCAGUUCUAUUUUUUGUAUGGUUGCAGUUUCCCUUCCUUGUUGAAAUGUAUCUUUUGACAUUUGCUAGGGGAGUAUCUUUUGACAGAAAAAUGAAGCCUUGGCUGUAGUGGAGCGCAAGUUGAUUGAUUUUUUUUGGAACAUAAGUGAGCAGCUUCCCCUUCAAAGUUGAAAUUCCUUUGCUUGUUCUUUGGUUAAGUUAGCUGGAACUUCUAAUUUUCCUGUUCUAUUUGGUUGGAUUAUCAGAUUUUUUGCUUUUUAAUUAUGAGAGUGUGGUCUAUGUACCUUCCCAUUGAGUAAAAACAAUAUUAAUCA